AUGUUCCCGGCCAAUGGCAUAUCCCACGUCCUCUUCACCAACCUUGGUGAAUACAAGUUGAAGGGAGAGUUUGCGCGUCCGCAUACCACGCUCGCGCAUUAUCACGAUCUCGCAAAGUCGCAUGAGUUGGUAUUGGUGAGAGGAGAGGUUGAUCCGGAUCGGGGGAUUAGUGACAAUGAUGCUAGGUGGUUGGUGCUUGCUCUGCAGAGGUUUUAUGGUGCUAAGGAGGGGACGGAGGAUGGUGAUAGGAAGUUGAGGUUGUUGAAGGGGUUUAACAAGGGUGGAGAGGGCUUUGAUUUGGAUGAGCUGUUGAAGGACUGUGCUAAGCUCGUCUAGACAGAACAAAAGCAGCAUAGGGUACGAUAUACAU
Molecule: messenger RNA, 370 nt
Organism: Saitoella complicata NRRL Y-17804
Lineage: Eukaryota; Fungi; Ascomycota; Saitoellomycetes; Saitoellales; Saitoellaceae
Product: ATP11-domain-containing protein
Exons: 1
Coding region: 1-336 (111 amino acids)
Biological process (GO): mitochondrial proton-transporting ATP synthase complex assembly
Cellular component (GO): mitochondrion
Source: RefSeq, a predicted model, not a curated record